AUGUCAUCACUCAAAUCUCCACUCCAAUCUCUGUAUUUCUCUUCGGCUAAACCCUUUCACAUAAACACUAGAACCCCUGCAUUAUGGAGACUCCUGACCACAUCUUGCGCUUGCUCUAAUCCCACUCCGGCUGAGAAUGCCCACUCGGAUGACUUCCGGGAACCUUUUCCCGGCCUGCCGGACAAUUUUUCCGGCCACACAAUUGAAGACACGGUGGCGUUGGAUCCCGGAAAAUUGAGAGUCGAUUCUUCGAUUUCGUCUCGGAUUCCAGACCUAGAGCAUCUAAUAAGCAGAAGUUCCACUGCAUCACCAACUCAGGUAAGGCAGAUCCAUGCCCAAAUACUCAGAACAGGUCUCUGUCAAUUCCCUUAUUAUAGAACCAAGCUACUCUCUCUCUAUGCCAACCACCGCUGCUUUUCUGAUGCCAAAAACAUUCUCUCGUUCGAACCCGAUAUUAUCUCAUUCACUACCCUUAUUAAUGCAUCUUCCAAGUUUAACGAUUUUGAUAACAUUCUCAGUGUAUUUUCUCGAAUGCUCAAACACGGGCUUUUCCCGGAUGCCCAUGUUUUGCCGAGUGUGAUCAAGGCUUGUGCCGGACUACUGGCUGUUAAAAUCGGAAAGCAAGUUCAUGGGUUUUCUUUGGCAUCUGGUAUAUCCUUGGAUUCUUUUGUUCAGUCUUCUUUGGUUCAUUUUUAUGUGAAAUGUGAUGAAUUAGUUGACGCUCACAAGCUGUUUGACAAUAUGGUUGAGAGAGAUGUUGUUUCUUGGAGCGCAUUGGCUGCUGGUUAUGCAAGGAAAGGGGAUGCAGUUAAUGCGAGAAAAGUUUUUAACGAGGUUAAAAAUCUUGGGUUUCAACCGAAUACUGUGUCUUGGAAUGGUAUGAUUGCAGGGUUUAAUCGAAGUGGGUGUUUUCUGGAUGCAGUUUUGAUGUUUCAGCAGAUGCAUAAGCAUGGUUUUAAAUCAGAUGGGACUAGCAUUUCUAGUGUUCUUCCUGCAAUAGGUGACUUGGGGUAUUUAAGUUCAGGCACCCAAGUUCAUGGAGAUGUCACUAGUGCUUGA
Molecule: messenger RNA, 1059 nt
Organism: Erythranthe guttata (spotted monkey flower)
Lineage: Eukaryota; Viridiplantae; Streptophyta; Magnoliopsida; Lamiales; Phrymaceae
Source: RefSeq, a predicted model, not a curated record